Fusarium verticillioides 7600 is the source of this 1416-nucleotide messenger RNA. RefSeq lists its product as hypothetical. Gene Ontology annotation, molecular function: transmembrane transporter activity. Bases 1 to 1416 code for a protein of 471 amino acids. The record is from RefSeq and is a predicted model, not a curated record. Gene Ontology annotation, biological process: transmembrane transport. NCBI's taxonomy places the organism in Eukaryota, Fungi, Ascomycota, Sordariomycetes, Hypocreales, Nectriaceae. The transcript has 8 exons. Gene Ontology annotation, cellular component: membrane.
AUGCUCGUCUUCGCUCAAUGCUCGGCAAGAUUCGCUACUGCUGGCGGCGCUUAUCACUACGCUGUCUUUCUCACCCCUGAGAAGUACAGGCGACAGGUUGCUUAUCCUCUCGGUUGGCUGAACUAUGCUGGCUGGGUCCUGACUCAUGCUGCCUGCUGUGCUGUUACCGCCACCUUGUUUUUGGCACUGAUCAAUCUCUGUAAUGCGGACUUUGAUGUCACUGUUAGAUGGCGUCUUUUUGUCGCUUACAUGAUUGUCGCAUUGGGCUGCUGGCUCGUUAACCGCUUUGGGUUGAGGGGAAUUCCCAUGCUGGAGAAUAUUGGCUGCUGGGCGACCGCUGUUGGCUUCAUCGCUUUCUCUGUGUUGCUUCUUGUUAAAGCUCCAAAGGCUUCCGCGAGUUUCGUCUUUGUAGAAACGAGCAACAGAACCGGGUUCGUAUACUCUUCUACGGGAUUCGCGGUUCUACUCGGACUAAUGAAUAGUUUCUCAACUCUGAUGGGUCUCGAUGGCCCAGCACAUCUAGCAGAGGAGAUUCCACAGCCUAAGCGCUUUCUCCCCCGCAUUAUGAUCAUCGUCAUCCUUAGUCAGUUUGCGAUUGGUCUUGUUUGGAUUCUUGUCCUGGGCUUUUCUGUCAAAGACUUGGAUGCCAUUGUUGCAACAUCUACUGGAGUCCCCGUGCUCGAAAUCAUCCGACUCGCUAUCGGCAGCCGGGCAGCAGCAAUAGUGUUCUGUUGCAUUCUACUUGUGAACAUGGUCGCAUCAUCUCUUGGCUCGGCCAUAACGAUGAGUCGUCAAGGCUAUGCCUUCGCCCGAGAUAAUGGUCUCUUCUGGAAUGAUAAGCUGGUGCAUUUGUCUCCAAAGACAAACCUUCCUGUGUGGUCAAUCAAUCUCUCAAGUGCUAUUGUCUUUGCUAUUGGUCUAAUUUAUCUUUUCUCCCUAACCGCAUUCAACGCUAUAAUCGGCGCACAAGCUGUUUGCCAGAUAAUCAGCUUUGGUGUGUUCCCCGGCUUCAUUCUUGUCCGCCCCAUUCUUAACAAAGCAACAGGGUUUCCCGCACUCAUGCUUCUGUUGACCAAAAGAUCCAUGCUCCCUGCGAGUCCUCGCUGGGACUUUGGAUUCUGGUCAACUUCGGUAUACAUUGUCGCUGUUCUCUACUCUAUGCUCGUUACCAUCGUGGCAUUUAUCCCGCAAACCCAUCCUGUAACUGCUGACACUAUGAACUAUACUGUCUUGAUCAUGACAUGCUUGGCUGUUGCAAUAAUUGCCGGAUGGGUCUUCGAGGGUCGCGGCAAGUUCACCCCUCUCAGGAAUGUCGAUCUAGAUUCAGAUGUCCAGGUGAUCGAGGGCUUGGAAGAAGAUGUUGAGCAACACGAUCAGGAUAAGCGACAAAAGGCGCAGGUCAUAGCUCACGAUUAA